UUGGCUGCUCGACUUGUCCUCCGUAAUGUCUGGAACGCAACGUGUAGUUCCGCCCAGAGGGUGACAUCGAAGUACUAGUUGAAGGAGAAGAAGCAGGCGGCAAAGAACAGUCAGUUUUACCUUUGAACACUACCAGCUGACACACACGCCAGGGGAAAUUGACUGGGAUCCAGCGAUACGUAUUUUUCUUCACGGCGGCACAGAGCAGUUUAUAGUGACCAGAAAAGGAAGAUGGAUGAGCUGCAGGAUGUACAGCUGACAGAGAUCAAGCCCCUGCUGACUAAUAAGAAUUCACGCAACUUCCAAGACUUUGAUUGCCAGGAGCAUGACAUCGAGACACCCCAUGGCGUCCUCCAUGUUACCAUGAGGGGCGUUCCCAAGGGCAACCGACCUGUGAUCCUUACCUACCACGACAUUGGCCUCAACCACAAGUCAUGCUUCAACACCCUGUUCAACUAUGAGGACAUGCAGGAGAUCAUGCAGCACUUUGCCGUGGUCCACGUUGAUGCGCCUGGCCAACAGGAGGCGGCACCACCCUUCCCCACCGGUUACCAGUACCCUACCAUGGACGAGCUGGCAGAGAUGCUGCCAUCUGUGAUGACUCAGCUCAAGGUGAACAGCGUGAUUGGCAUUGGCGUUGGAGCAGGAGCUUAUAUCCUCACUCGCUUUGCACUGAACAACCCCGCCCUGGUGGAGGGUCUUGUUCUGAUCAAUGUGGACCCCUGUGCUGAGGGCUGGAUUGACUGGGCUGCCUCCAAGUUGUCUGGAUGGACCAGUAAUCUGGUGGACAUUGUGAUGGCCCACCACUUCAGCACUGAUGAACUGACAGAGAACCAGGAACUGAUCCAGACCUACCGUCUCCACAUUGCUCAGGAUAUCAACCAAGACAACCUGGCCCUCUUCUGUGGCUCCUACCAAUACCGUCGAGACCUGGAGAUCGAGAGGCCAAUCGUAGGUCUAAAUGAGGACACAGUCAACACACUAACGUGCCCUGCUCUGCUGGUGGUUGGUGACACAUCACCUGCUGUGGAGGCUGUGGUGGAGUGCAAUUCAAGGUUAAAUCCCACCAAGACCACCUUGCUAAAGAUGGCUGACUGUGGAGGCUUGCCCCAGGUUGUGCAGCCUGGCAAACUUGCUGAAGCCUUCAAAUAUUUUGUUCAGGGCAUGGGCUACAUGCCGUCAGCAGGAAUGACUCGUCUUGCCCGUUCCCGCACCACCUCCUCCUCCAGCAUCACUUCCAUGGACAGCAGCCGCAGCCGCAGUAACCUCAACAGCCUGCUAGAGGGCAGUAACACUGGGGCUCUGGACAGCCAAGUCGGGCCGCAGACCAUGGAAGUUUCCUGUUAAAAUUACCCCUCCUCCCUACCCCUUAUUAUUGAGUGGUGGCCCUAGGUGCUGCCCUUAGCUCUCCUUCAUCAUCCCUCAGUAACUUAUGUGUCCAAUCUCUGUCUCUCCCUCUAUCGGUCUUUGUCCCUCAUCUUGCUCCUGAGCUACUCGAUGCCAGGAGGCUGUAUAAUGAAUUGCGUGAUAGCUAUGAGGAUGUAAUAAAUAUAUUAAAAGAUUCAUAUUAUUGAAUAUUCUACUGAACAUUCUGUCAAAGUCACAUUUCAAGGGGAAAGAAAUAUGAAUAACUAUGUAAAAGACAUUGUAUAGCCCACUGGUCUAAUGGUGUGAUAAACACAACUGUUUGUA
Messenger RNA from Lampris incognitus (smalleye Pacific opah), 1692 nucleotides. Its product is annotated as protein NDRG3-like. Gene Ontology annotation, cellular component: cytoplasm. Gene Ontology annotation, biological process: signal transduction. The record is from RefSeq and is a predicted model, not a curated record. The transcript is spliced from 16 exons. Lineage: Eukaryota; Metazoa; Chordata; Actinopteri; Lampriformes; Lampridae. The coding region runs from base 232 to 1347 and encodes 371 amino acids.